AUGGGCGAUUGCGAGAGCGCAGGCUGCGCGAUCAGAGACUAUGCGAGCGGUACGAAAUGGACCGCACACCGCCGUGUUUUGAUUGUCAGUGCCAGUGUUUUUGGACCCGACUUGGUUGGCGUGCUUGCGGUCGGUGCAGGGCACGGAAUGUCUGCGCUUGCGUGCUUGAGCAGACUUGCAAAGCUGAGCAGCUUUUCAGGAGAGCCUGAAAUGCAAAACAAACACUGCCAUGUCGACAGCCACGCAGGGGCCAGCUGUUGCCGCUUGGCUGGGCAGUUUGACGCCUCGCAGUGCCCUUGCCAGGCCAUGCGUGUUUGA
This is a messenger RNA of Effrenium voratum, 318 nucleotides long. NCBI's taxonomy places the organism in Eukaryota, Dinophyceae, Suessiales, Symbiodiniaceae. The record is from the annotation of a GenBank genome assembly.